This is a messenger RNA of Macrobrachium nipponense, 588 nucleotides long. RefSeq names its product basic salivary proline-rich protein 4-like. Bases 1 to 588 code for a protein of 195 amino acids. The record is from RefSeq and is a predicted model, not a curated record. Lineage: Eukaryota; Metazoa; Arthropoda; Malacostraca; Decapoda; Palaemonidae. The transcript has a single exon.
AUGCCACCAAAACCAGUCACCUCCAACCUGUCAAGCCACCUGCAAACAGGAACCAGCAGCGCCCAGGGCCAGGACACCCACCAUGUCCUGACCCUAGACGAUGCCACCAAAACCAGUCACCUCCAACCUGUCAAGCCACCUGCAAACAGGAACCAGCAGCACCCAGGGAAGGACACCCACCAUGUCCUGACCCUAGACAAUACCACCAAACCCAGUCACCUCCAACCUGUCAAGCCACCUGCAAACAGGAACCAGCAGCGCCCAGGGCCAGGACACCCACCAUGUCCUGACCCUAGACAAUACCACCAAACCCAGUCACCUCCAACCAGUCCACCCACCUGCAAACAGGAACCAGCAGCACCCAGGGGAGGACACCCACCAUGUCCUGUCCCUAGACAAUGCCACCAAACCCAGUCACCUCCAGCCAGUCAAGCCACCUGCAAACGGGAACCAGCAGCAUCCAGGGGAGGACACCCACCAUGUCCUGUCCCUAGACAAUGCCACCAAACCCAGUCACCUCCAACCUGUCAAGCCACCUGCAAACAGGAACCAGUAACGCCCAGGGCCAGGACACCCACCAUGUCCUGA